UCUUGUGAGGAUAGUGCACGACAGAAACCACUAAGGACUAAAUUAAUAUUCGCUUGAUGCGGCGACUCUGAAUAAAGUGCUUACAGUUAUAGAGACUUCAUUCUAAAGAGGCAUACAUUUUGAUACAGAAAGAUGAUUUCGCCGUGGGACAGAUGGUAUACGACAAGCUGCUGUCUCUGUUGUCACGUAAGGACGGGCACCAUUGUCCUUGGCAUUUGGUAUAUGCUCAUCAAUGCAGUGGUUCUGUUAAUCCUACUAUCUGCCCUAAAUGACCCGGUCCAAUACCACUACCACCUCACCAGUACCGAACUCGGCACAGACUUGGAUGUCAUGGAUGAUGCAAACAUGUGCAUUGCUGCAGCUAUUUCCCUACUGAUGAUUUUGAUUUGUGGGAUGGCAACAUAUGGUGCUUAUAAGCAACAUGCUGCUUGGAUUAUACCAUUUUUCUGCUAUCAAAUUUUUGAUUUUGCCCUUAACACCCUGGUAGCAAUAAGUGUUGUGGUAUACCCCAACACCAUUCGGGACUACCUUCAGCAACUGCCUGCGACCUUUCCAUACAAAGAAGAUUUAAUGUCUACCAACACCGUGUGCCUAGUAUUUGCAGUUCUACUUUUCAUCAGUUGCAUCCUGGCCUUUAAGGCUUAUUUGAUCGCCUGCGUGUGGAACUGCUAUAGAUAUGUUGGCAGCAGAGGUACUACAGAGGUCUUUGUUUAUGUCACCACAAAUGAUACAACAGUGCUGCUUCCACCUUAUGAGGAUGCUGUAGCCAAUCCACCAAAGGAGCCACCUCCUGAGUACAACUCAGCAUGAGACAGACCCCACCCUGCCAAAAUCCCAACCCCAGCCCUCCCAGAUGUCCUCUAAACAAAGGAUUUCUCUGUGAUCGUUGCCCUGUUCUCUUCUCCAACCUUCUGUGUCUUACUCAGUGACAUGUCUCUCCUUUGGUCCCCGAAGGCAGUAUUACAACAUUGUCAUGACCUUCCCUCUGCCAGGCUGCACAGCUGUGUGUCAGCUCCAAUUUGAUUUGCACUUUCUGUAAUUAUGCAUGGCACUGGCCACCCAUUUUAAUACUGUGAACUUCUCUGUAAUGUUGUUGUCUCCUGAAAUUUAAAUACAGUGAGUGCAAUAAACAAGGUUACAUAA
Molecule: messenger RNA, 1143 nt
Organism: Electrophorus electricus (electric eel)
Lineage: Eukaryota; Metazoa; Chordata; Actinopteri; Gymnotiformes; Gymnotidae
Gene: laptm4b
Product: lysosomal protein transmembrane 4 beta
Cellular component (GO): lysosomal membrane
Source: RefSeq, a predicted model, not a curated record